Molecule: messenger RNA, 1054 nt
Organism: Eurytemora carolleeae
Lineage: Eukaryota; Metazoa; Arthropoda; Copepoda; Calanoida; Temoridae
Gene: Arpc5
Product: actin-related protein 2/3 complex subunit 5
Exons: 8
Coding region: 201-653 (150 amino acids)
Biological process (GO): regulation of actin filament polymerization; cell migration; Arp2/3 complex-mediated actin nucleation
Cellular component (GO): actin cytoskeleton; cytoplasm; Arp2/3 protein complex
Molecular function (GO): actin filament binding
Source: RefSeq, a predicted model, not a curated record
AGAUAAGAUGACUUGGUAAGUGGUGAAUAUUUUAAGUAAACUAUUAACCACAUAACUGAAGGUCUUGAAGUCCUCAAAGUGUACACUCGAGUGUACAGACAGACAGAGUUCUGAGUCAUUGCUUAUCUUUGGCUCGAAUAGGCGUCAACUUGAACUAAAUCAGCGUUUAUAUACUACAGCUUUCUCACCGAAGUGGGAUAAUGUCUAAGAACACGAGUAGUAAUGCCUUUAGGAGAAUAGAUGUUGAUCAAUAUGCUGAGGAUAAUUAUAAAGAGGAGGUUGAUAAUGAUUCUGUCGCUGCUGGUCCAAAUGAAACCGACGUUAUGGCACUUUUAGCACAAAACAAGCAAGCUGAAGCUUUGAAGCAUGUUCUUUCAAAUGCACCUUUAGGCAGCAAUAACCAAGCUGUUAGAGACGCUUCGUUCUCCCUUGUCCUCCGUGUGCUCCUGUCCUUCAAGACCUCACAGAUCGACGAGGCCGUGAAACAGCUGGACAACGAGACGAGGGAUAUUCUUAUGAAAUAUAUUUACAGAGGAUUCGAGGUUCCUAGUGAAGGAUCUUCAAUUCAACUUCUAGUUUGGCAUGAAAAGGUGUUUGCUCUGUCUGGCGUAGGAUCAAUAGUUAGAGUGCUCACCGACAAGAAAAAAGUUUAAAUAAAAUUUUUUUUUUUUCGUUCUUCAUUUAAUAGCUUUGUAAUUCCAGUCUUCUUAUAUUCUACAGAUAAACUUUCCUUCAGACUGUAUUCUGUUCAAUUUUUUAUGAUUAUGGACUUAAAAAAAUAUUAAUUAUUUUUCAAACCAACAUUUAGAAAUUUUUUUCUUCUUUUCUCUUUCUGCCUUUAAGUAGUUGUUGAACCUAAAGAUCUUAAACUUGUCUAUAUCAAAAUUGUAUUUCUUCCCAUGAUUUUAUGCAUUUAAGUUUGCACUAAUUUAUGUCAUUAAAACUGAUUACAGUAAUAAUAAUGCCAUCAUUUCUGAAAGUGAAGUAGAAGUGGUGAUAAUGUUAUUAUUAUAGAAAUGAUAUUAUUAAAAUAUGAAUAUGAUGAUGUUUCAGA